Messenger RNA from Apis florea (little honeybee), 1557 nucleotides. RefSeq lists its product as uncharacterized. Lineage: Eukaryota; Metazoa; Arthropoda; Insecta; Hymenoptera; Apidae. The record is from RefSeq and is a predicted model, not a curated record.
GAGUUGUUUUGUUUGACGCAUCGCCAUUUUUCCUAGACGACAUUUCCAAUAUUCAAUUAUACGACGUCUUUGCUAUUUUUCCCGAACAAUAUUUCCCAACAAUACUUCAAUUGUAUUCGAGUCGUUUGACAUAAAGUUAUUUUCCUAGACAAUAAAAGAAGAAUUCAAUUGUACGACGUCCUGCUGUUUUUCAGAUAGUAAAGUAACAGUUCAGUUUUUAGUAAGACAGUUUUUAUUUGACGUAUAUAGCUACUUUUCCCAAGCAAUGAAACAACAAUUCGGUUGUAUGACAUUGACGUAUCGCCAUUUAUCCCAGACAAUGAAACACCGAUUCGAUUAAUACUUCAGUUGUUUGACGUAUUGCUACUUUUCCCAGACAAAAGAAAGAACAGUUCAAUCGUACUCGACGUUCGUAUUGAUUGUCCAUCCACUUUUCCAUCCAGAGAAUGGCAGAACGACUCGAGUUGUACUCGAGUUGUUUGACAUUCACGCAACAAUUACUUUUUCCCAAAGAAUGACAGAUCGAGUUGUCUGGCAUUCACGUAUCUAUUUCUUUUUCCCAGAGAAUGGCAGAGAUCGAUUCCCCUACAUUCGAGUUGUCAUAUCGAACUGUAUCGACAAUAUAUGUACAGUUUUGAGUGUACUAGUUACAUGUUAAAAGAAGAACAAUUGGAUACAGUGUCUUCUCAUUGAAGGCCUGGAGUUUGAGGCUGAGACUAGCUCGUUGAACAUUGGGUCUUGAACAGAGGGACACGAUAUACAGGAUCACGAAGAGGAGAGAUGGACUCGCUGGAGCGGUUGAUAAGCUCCGGAUCGCACCAGCCAGCCCUGACGGCAGCCACGCGGUCACAGAACGCCUUCGUCCAGGCCAACCUUUGCUCUGUGAUCGGACGUAAAGGCCGUCACCUGACUGGCACGUUUUGCUUAACGGGGGACACGAUGGAGGGCAUCAUACAGUGUCUGGUGUUCCUGAAAGCGUUUUCGCUGGUGGGCGGCGAAUUCGACAUGGAACUGAACUUCGUGAUUCAGGACGCACAGAACAUCAGGCAUAUGCUGGAAUUGCUCGAUCAUUGCCCGCCCAAUCUCCAGGCCGAGAUAUGGAGCGUGUUCAUCGCCAUUUUGAGGAAGAGCGUGCGGAAUCUACAAGCGUGUACAGACGUAAGCCUGAUCGAACACGUGCUGCUUCGAUUGUCCCGCGCGGAAACUGUCGUCGCAGAUCUAUUAAUCGACAUGCUUGGGGUGUUGGCCAGCUACAGCAUAACGGUGAAGGAGCUGAAACUUUUAUUCGGUGCUAUGAAAGCUGUAAAAGGGAAAUGGCCACGACAUUCGGCGAAACUGUUAAACGUGCUCCGUCAGAUGCCGCAACGGAACGGACCCGAUGUGUUUUUUAGUUUCCCCGGUAGAAAGGGAUCGGCAAUCGUUCUGCCGCCGCUCGCAAAAUGGCCACACGAGAAUGGUUUCACGUUUACCACAUGGUUCCGUCUGGACCCCAUCAACUCCGUUAAUAUCGAACGAGAAAAGCCGUACCUCUACUGGUAAGUGCUCUUACAUCAAGCC